AUGCUUAGCCGAGUCUGGGCGCUGGCGCUGGCUCUGAUGCUCCUGGCCCCGGGGCAAGGUUGGCGAGCUCAGGAGUGCUCUCCUGGGGGACACCAGUUUCUCCAGAGCCCUUACCGAAGUGUGCAUUUUGACUCAUUGCAUCUCCAGCAUUCUCCCUUUCAAGACCUGAUAUGUGACCAUUCCCUGUCCCCUGGAUGGUAUCGGUUUCUCAUCUUUGACAGACCUGCUGAGAUGCCAACCAAGUGUGUUGAGAUGAAUCACUGUGGAACACAGGCCCCCAUUUGGCUGUCCCUGAGAGAUUCAGAGACACUGCCUUCACCUGGAGGGAUCAAGCAACUGACAGCUUGUGCCACAUGGCAGUUUUUGUUUAAUGCUACAAAAGACUGCUGUCUUUUUCAAAUCCCAGUGUCUGUAAGAAACUGUGGGAAAUUUUUUGUAUACUUACUACAGCCCACUCAAGGAUGUAUGGGAUAUUGUGCAGAAGCUAUUUCUGAUGGAAAAUUAUACCCAUGUGACCCUGAUGAAAUUGAAAUUAGUGGUGACUGUGUUCGUCAGCUGCCUGCCUCAGUGCCACCACCGCCUCCAGGAAGGCCAGAAGUUGUGGUGGAGCUGAUUGAAUCCAGGCUUUUCUGUAGGUGUGCUUUUGAUGUUUCCCCUACAAACACUUCGGUGGGAUUUCUCAUAACUUGGUCUAGGCUUUCUUCUCAAGAAAUCGAAGAGGAGCUGAAGCAAGAGACCACAGUUCAGGCAUUCUCUCUUUUAGAACUGGAUGGAAUAAAUCUCAGACUUGGAGACAGGAUAUUCUGUAGUGCUUCCAUCUUUUUGUUGGAGAAUCCACAUGUACAAAGCUUAGCCAUCGAAAGCCAAGAAUUUUUUGCAGGCAUUAAGUUACACCCUGAAUUAAGUACUAUAUCAGAAGAUGGGAAAGAAUAUCACUUGAAGAUAGAGAGCACAAUUCCUGUCAUUUGUUCUGAAUUCAUUGAGCUUGACCAGAAAUGCAAAAUCUCAUUAAAACUGAAAACUGCUGAUCAAGGUAAAGAACAGCUAGGUUUAAAUUUGGCACUGUCUUCCUGUCACGUGGAGCUUCACCAGACGUCAUCCUGUGCUAAUGGAUCCUGUAGCCAUGCUUUUGUGUCCUACAGUGCUGUAACGGAUUUUUCUCGAGAUGGAGAUAGAAUCACAAACAUUGUAGUGGAACCUAUAGUAAAUGAGGAUUUCCUGUGGAACGGCUACAUUCCAGACAGCAUCCAGAUCAAAGUAAAGGAUGUCCCAACUGCUUACUGCUAUUCAUUUACUGACCCACAUAUAAUUACAUUUGAUGGCAGGGUGUAUGAUAAUUUCAAGACUGGAACCUUUGUGCUUUAUAAGAGUAUGUCACGUGAUUUUGAAGUCCACGUGCGCCAGUGGGACUGUGGAAGCCUUCACUACCCUGUGUCCUGUAACUGCGGGUUUGUUGCCAAAGAAGAAGGGGAUAUAGUGACUUUUGAUAUGUGCAGUGGCCAGCUACAUGAAUCACAGCCGUAUUUAUCUGUAAAGAGCCGAGAUGCAACCAGCAAUAUCAAGAUAAGUGAAUCUUACUUAGGAAGAAAAGUCACAAUCUGGUUUUCUUCUGGAGCAUUUAUCCGUGCUGAUCUUAGUGAGUGGGGCAUGAGUUUAACAAUUCGAGCCCCUAGCCUAGACUACAGAAACACUUUGGGACUUUGUGGCACCUUUGAUGAAAACCCAGAAAAUGAUUUCCAUAAUAAAAAUGGAACCAAAAUUAGUUCAACUUUUAAUAAUUGUGUUGCUUUUAUUAAUGAAUGGAGGAUUUUGCCGGGGAAAAGCAUGUUUGACACAAUGCCAAUUUCUCCACCAUCGCCUGGAAAACGAUCCUAUUGUAGCUGCUCACCGGACACUAAGUCAUUAUAUCCUUCUGAUCACCCGGACAGUGUUUCUCAACCUGAGAUUGUUUCAGGUUGCAAAGAUUUCAAACAUGUCACAUUCUCUUUCCUGAUACCAGAACUAGAUGUCACUUCUGAAUAUAUUAAUUCAGAAGCUCUUAUCAAAGGGAUAAAUGGAUAUACCUUUAAAGAAGAAAAUAAUUUGAAUUUCUUUCCUCAAGAAAAAAAGCAUGUGAACCUAACCAAACUGGACUUACAUUUACAAACAUAUCCUGGAAAUGAAAAACAAGACACACCAAACACUUCGGACAAUGGGAAACAUACACAGGACCAGGGUAGCCGUACCCAGGAGAUAAGGUGGGAGCCACAAAACAGAUGGAAACGGCAAAACAUAAAUUAUGAGUUUCUUCCUACGUUUGCUUUCCGAAGUCUCAGCCAAAGUGACCUAGAAGAAUUCACUUAUUUCUUCCCUGAGGACCAUUCUGAGGAUGUCCACCAAGAGUUUGUCCCCACAUGGCCCACACCCUCUGGGCUCACUGAAUACAGCACCUUGGCACUGUGCCAGCAGAUGCUUGCUAACUCCAGCAUAGGAAGACACUGUCUUGCCUUUCUGGGCAAGAGCCUAGACAGUGCUAUAGAUAUGUGUGUUAAGGAUGUUCUCCUAAAAGAUGAUCUCAGCUGGGCAGAAGCAGGUGUGGCCCUUUUAGAAAAUGAAUGUGAAAAGAGAAUUUUGGAAGAGGGGAAAUACAACACAGAAGAAUAUAUCAAGUCAAUUGAAGACAUUCUUUCAGUACUUAAAUGCCCCAAUUUAUGUAGUGGCAAUGGGCAGUGUAUGGACUGGGGGUGUGUUUGUUCUCCAGGCUUUAGUUCCUAUGAUUGCAGUGAUUCCCAUGACAAGGCUCCUGAGAUUAUAGGACUUGGGAAUGCUGGAUUCUGUAAUAUUCGAAAAUAUAAUUGUAUGGCAGUGAGAGUAUUUGGUCAAGGCUUCAAAGAAUCACCUUCAGUUAAAUGUGAAGUUACUAAACUGCAGUAUAAUAGCAGUAAAUGGGUUCUUGGAAAAGCCAUCUACACGCAUACUGUUUUUCAAAAUAGCAGAACUAUUGAUUGUCAGCUGCCCUCUGAUGCUCAGCAGGCUAAUUCCUUAGAUCUGAUGGGUGAGAAGCCAAUUGCGAAGUGGCAGUUAAAGGUAUCUAAUGAUGGUUAUAGGUUCAGUAAUCCCAAAAUUAUGGUCAUCUAUGAUGGAGCUUGUCAAGUUUGUGGUCUCUUUGGAAAAGACUCAUGUACUAUAAAGGAAAAUGUUUGCAUUAUCGAUGGACUCUGCUACAUUGAAGGAGAUAAAAAUCCUACCAAUUCUUGUUUGAUUUGUAGGCCAAAAAUUUCAAAAUUUACUUGGUCAUUUUUAGAAAAUAAUCAACCCCCACUGAUUCAAAUGCCACAAGACAAAUUACAGACAUUUCUCGGGGAGAACUUUGUGUACCAGUUCACGGCUGUUGAUCCAGAAGGCUCUGACAUCCAUUUUGCCUUGGAGUCCGGUCCUGAGGGAGCAAAUAUUUCCUCUACGGGACUUCUUAUGUGGAAAGCGGAGUCCCAGACUCCACAGAAGUUCACUCUACUUUUUAAUGAUGACUGCAAUGCUGAAACUAGGCUCACAGUUAUGGUAACUGUGAAGUCUUGUGCCUGCUUGAAUGGUGGAUCAUGUGUGUCAGAUACUAAAUCUCCUCCAGGAAAUGGAGCGCACCUAUGUGUCUGCUUGCCUGGCUUUCAGGGCAGACUUUGUGAAGUGGAUGUCACCGAGUGCCGAUCGAACCCCUGUGGCCUUGGCAGAUGUACUAGUGGCUUUCACAGUUAUUCUUGUGUCUGUCCGCCUGAACUCAAAGGCAAAAGUUGCCAGGAGGAUGUUGAUGAGUGUGAAUCCAGGCCUUGCUUUCCAGGAGCAGAGUGCUUCAAUACCUUUGGCUCCUAUCAUUGUGGUUCAUGUCCAAAAGGAUUUUAUGGUGAUGGAAAGAUAUGUCAUGAUAUAAAAUUUCCACCACCAGCAACAGAUCAUUCACUGAUUGGUGCUAACUUUACCCAGGGUCCUACUACUGUCAAGUUCUUCAACACAACCAGUGACAUCUCACACUUCUCAUUAAAAUCAUUUACCUCUCAAAUGAAUAAUUCACAGAAAGUUAUUUCCCAUCAGAUGUCCGGUUUUGAACAUGUGGAUCAUACUAUCAGUACAAAUCUCAGUCUGGAGGAAUUGGGAGUUUCUGUGAACAACCCUAGUUCUUUAAGCAUUAACCCAAACAGUUCCCAUGGUGAAGCAAAGGAUGUCAUACAGAAUACCAUCCAAACAGAGGCAGGAGGGCACAGUUCUCAAAUUAACAGGUCUGUCCAGGGUGACACGCAAUUUAAGGAUGGGUUUGCAUCAUCAGUUACUAGAGCCAUAACUGUUUUGCCUGAAAAGCCUGGAUGGACAAAAAUACCAACUUGUGCUGAAUCGCUUUGUUUUCGUGGUGUUUCCUGUGUGCCAACCACAGAUGGUCAGUUCCGCUGUGGACGAUGUCCCUUUGGAUAUUAUGGAGAUGGUAUACAUUGCAGAGCCAUUUGUAGACACCCAUGCGGGAAAAGCAGGGAGUGUGUUGCCCCAAACAUAUGCAAAUGUAAACCUGGUUACACUGGCUCUAACUGCCAAACUGCUCUAUGUCAUCCUGAUUGCAAAAACCAUGGAAAAUGUAUUAAGCCUAACAUUUGUGAAUGUCCCCCAGGGCGUGGUGGAGCAACCUGUGAUGAAGAACAUUGUAGUCCUCCUUGUCGACAUGGUGGCACCUGCCUGGCUGGAAAUCUCUGCACUUGUCCUUAUGGUUUUGUGGGACCAAGGUGUGAAACAAUGAUUUGUAACAGGCACUGUGAAAAUGGAGGUGAAUGUCUUACACCAGAUAUUUGUCAGUGCAAGCCUGGCUGGUCGGGACCUACUUGUGAUACAGCUUUGUGUGACCCCAUUUGCCUCAAUGGUGGUUCCUGUGAUAAGCCAAACACUUGUUUCUGUUCAAAUGGAUUCUUUGGUGCACAGUGUCAGAAUGCUAUCUGUCACCCUCCCUGUAAGAACGGUGGCCGCUGCAUGAGAAAUAAUGUGUGUGCCUGUCGUGAAGGAUACACCGGUAGGAGAUGCCAAAAAAGUAUCUGUGAUCCCAUUUGCAUGAAUGGAGGAAAAUGUGUGGGACCAAAUAUUUGCUCUUGUCCUUCUGGUUGGAGAGGGAAACAAUGCAACACACCUAUCUGCUUGCAGAAAUGUAAAAAUGGUGGUGAAUGUGUGGCUCCUGGUAUAUGCCACUGUCCUACCACAUGGGAAGGAAUGCAGUGCCAACUACCAAUUUGCAAACAAAAGUGUCAUUAUGGAGGCAGAUGUGUAUUUCCUAAUGUGUGUUCUUGUCGCAAUGGAUAUUCUGGACUGAAAUGUGAAAAGAAAGUACAGACCCAACGUCAUUAAUAUCAAGUACAUGGAUCACAAGCCUGUCUUAAGAAUGGAAUUUUUAUUUGGAAAAAGUUGAAGAUAACUACUUAAAGUUUAUUUGAACAUCAUUUUAAAAAUUAUUUCGAAGACUGAAGAAACUAAUGAAAUGUAGAAUGGUCUUAUCUGUCAUUGUUAGAAAAAAGCAAAGAAGAAAUUCAGGUAAUUUGAACUGACUUUGAAAUGUAAUUUGAUAUUUACAUAUUGAGAUGAUGCAUUUGAUAUUCAAGACAUUCACAUUAUCUAAUAAAUUGAGUAUCUCCCAAUCCUUA
Molecule: messenger RNA, 5642 nt
Organism: Suricata suricatta (meerkat)
Lineage: Eukaryota; Metazoa; Chordata; Mammalia; Carnivora; Herpestidae
Gene: VWDE
Product: von Willebrand factor D and EGF domains
Exons: 30
Coding region: 1-5349 (1782 amino acids)
Biological process (GO): anatomical structure development
Cellular component (GO): extracellular region; cell surface
Molecular function (GO): calcium ion binding; signaling receptor binding
Source: RefSeq, a predicted model, not a curated record